Erythranthe guttata (spotted monkey flower) is the source of this 2665-nucleotide messenger RNA. It is a transcript of the gene NDB3, whose product is annotated as NAD(P)H dehydrogenase B3. The record is from RefSeq and is a predicted model, not a curated record. NCBI's taxonomy places the organism in Eukaryota, Viridiplantae, Streptophyta, Magnoliopsida, Lamiales, Phrymaceae. Gene Ontology annotation, cellular component: mitochondrion. Gene Ontology annotation, molecular function: NADH dehydrogenase activity; calcium ion binding.
AGGAGAAUAUUCCUAAAAUGAGGUUGGUCAAUCUUUUACAUGAAUAAUGAAUCUGAUGUCUGACGUUAAUCACAACGAUUAAAGUAAUAUUAAAAGUUGUUUAACAGCAAUUAAUAAGCCUAAAUCACACCGAACGUGACGUAUUUCCUCUAUAUAAUUUUCAAAUGCAGGUACCUUCUGCAUCCAAAGAUGUACAUUGUCUUCUUCGUCAACGAAUAUUAGCUGGCACUUGGGACCGCAGAAUCACGCUCGGCAUGUGUCCAACAACUGCGUGGGCCGAAAGCAACCCCCGCGAAAUGCCACGUGUGUUCUUCUUGUGCGCCAAGUCAGAUAAAAGCUGUACAAUCAGGUACAGCGCGGACCACUCACGUUACCCUGCACCCCCCCUCCGACCUUUUCGGGAAGUUUCCCAUUGCUUCAUUUUCAUUUGCUCUGAAUCACCAGCAACAAAUCGAGACCAUCUCACCUAAUUUCUCUCUGUUUUUUUUUACCUUUUUCAAAGUAAAGUCAAAGUGAUUUUCAGCUGAAGGUUUAAGAGAUGCGGAAGAUGACGGUGUUCCAGAGAUUUUCUAGAACUUUCCGAGACAAUCCUUCGCUCGGUAAAAUGUUGAUCGUUUUCACCGUCAGUGGUGGAGGCCUUGUGGCGUAUUCUGAGGCUAAAGCAGAUGGUGGAAUUCAUGCUGUCAAUCCAAGCGAGGUUGAUGUCAAGAAGAAAAGAGUGGUGGUACUUGGAACUGGUUGGGCCGGAACGAGUUUCUUGAAAAACCUUAGCAAUUCAUCCUAUGAUGUCCAGGUGAUAUCACCACGUAACUUUUUUGCAUUCACCCCGUUACUGCCGAGUGUGACAUGUGGCACUGUGGAACCUCGAAGCAUAGUAGAACCUAUCCGCAACAUUGUCAGAAAGAAAAAUGUAGAUGUUCAUUACUGGGAGGCAGAGUGCUUUAAUAUUGAUGCAGCAAAUAAGAAAGUUUACUGUCGAUCACAUCUAGGUGGCGAUGUGAACUCAAAGGAGGAAAUCAUUGUGGACUAUGAUUACCUCGUGAUUUCCGUUGGAGCCCGUUCAAAUACAUUUAACAUCCCUGGUGUGGCGGAAAAUUGCCAUUUUCUGAAGGAAAUAGAAGAUGCUCAGAAGAUCCGUAGGACCAUUGUUGAUUGUUUUGAGAGGGCGAGUUUGCCCAACCUAAGUGAUGAAGAAAGAAAGAAAAUUCUUCAUUUUGUCGUAGUUGGUGGAGGUCCAACUGGUGUGGAGUUUGCAGCAGAACUUCAUGAUUACGUGACAGAAGACCUGGUCAAGUUAUAUCCCAAGGCUAAAGAGGCGGUUAAAAUAACACUUCUUGAAGCUACCGAUCAUAUUUUGAAUAUGUUUGACAAGAGAAUUACGGCUUUUGCUGAGGAGAAAUUUCAGAGAGAUGGAAUCAACCUUAAAACUGGGGCUAUGGUUGUCAACAUAUCAGACAAAGAAAUCACCACCAAAGAGGUCAAGAAUGGUGGGGCAGUGUCUACUAUGCCGUAUGGCAUGGUUGUCUGGUCAACCGGCAUUGGAACUCGCCCUGUGAUAAUGGAUUUUAUGAAGCAUAUUGGUCAGGGUAAUAGACGUGUCCUAGCAACUGAUGAGUGGCUUCGAGUCGAAGGAUGUGACAGCAUAUACGCACUUGGAGAUUGUGCCACAAUCAAUCAGCGCAAAGUCAUGGAAGAUAUUUGGGCUAUAUUUCGUAAAGCGGAUAAAGACAACUCAGGAACACUUACUGUCAAGGAAUUCCAAGAAGUGCUCUCUGAUAUCUGUGAAAGAUAUCCCCAAGUAGGACUCUAUUUGAAAAGUAGACAGAUGAAAAGUCUCGUUGAUCUGUUGAAAGAUUCGAGCGGGGACGCUGUAAAGGAAUCAAUUGAAGUGAAUCUCGAAGAAUUCAAGUUAGCCCUUUCCCAGGUCGAUUCUCAAAUGAAGAAUCUUCCAGCAACAGCUCAGGUUGCAGCACAACAAGGUUCCUAUCUUGCUGACUGUUUCAACCGCAUGGAGAAGUGUGAGAACAAUCCAGAAGGUCCUCUUCGCUUCAGGGGUGAAGGACGCCAUCGGUUCCGCCCUUUCCGGUACAAGCAUUUGGGACAAUUUGCUCCGUUGGGAGGGGAGCAGACAGCUGCACAGCUUCCUGGAGACUGGGUUUCAAUUGGCCGCAGCUCUCAAUGGCUUUGGUAUUCCGUUUAUGCGAGCAAGCUAGUGAGCUGGCGUACGAGAGCAUUGGUUAUAUCAGACUGGGGGAGGCGUUUCAUUUUUGGAAGGGACUCGAGCGGCAUUUAAGGAGGUCAAAUGUUUUAUAUAUUUUCUGAAUAAACAGGGGACUACGCCUAGUGUUUCUACUAGGCUACGACAUACAUAUUUGUCUUCGUAUACUUCGUUUUGUUUUCCCUUCAUAUUUCUGAAGAUGGUGGGUGAAUUUUGCCGAUAAAAUGUUUAACAAUAUCAUAGGAAUCUUCGAACAAUAAAUUUUUGCAGCUAGAUGUGUGAGAUUCGGAUAUAAUGUGGCAGAAUAAUGAUUUGCUUUUGCUUGUCUUGCCGAUAUCGAGAGAGAGACAAUGUUUAUUAUCCGGGAAUUUUGUCGUCUUUUCUGAAUGAUAAUGACAUAAAAUAAUUUUGAUUGAUAUAAUAGAUUCUUGACUGUUUAUACUUUAU